Molecule: messenger RNA, 3599 nt
Organism: Cuculus canorus (common cuckoo)
Lineage: Eukaryota; Metazoa; Chordata; Aves; Cuculiformes; Cuculidae
Gene: LPL
Product: lipoprotein lipase
Exons: 10
Coding region: 72-1544 (490 amino acids)
Biological process (GO): lipid metabolic process
Molecular function (GO): apolipoprotein binding; lipoprotein lipase activity
Source: RefSeq, a predicted model, not a curated record
GUUUGGUUUUUUUUUUGUUUUUGCUUUUUUUUUUUUUUUUUUUUUUUUGCAUUUUUUUCACCAAAACUUCUAUGCGGCGGCAGAGAGGAGGCGAGAUGGGGAGGAAGGCGCUGCUGGCCGCGCUGUGCCUGUGGCUGCCCUGGGCGGCUCUGGGCGAAGCUGAGACCAAUUUCGAGGGAAUUGAGAGCAAGUUUUCCUUACGGACACCUGCGGAGCCCGAUGAGGAUGUGUGCUAUCUGGUUCCUGGGAAGGUUGACAGCCUGGCACGGUGCAACUUCAACCAUACUAGUAAAACCUUUGUGGUGAUCCAUGGAUGGACGGUGACAGGAAUGUAUGAAAGUUGGGUCCCGAAGCUGGUGGAUGCUCUGUACAAGAGGGAGCCUGAUUCAAAUGUCAUUGUGGUGGACUGGCUAGUUCGAGCUCAGCAGCACUACCCAGUGUCUGCUGCAUACACUAAGCUGGUGGGAAAGGAUGUUGCUAUGUUUAUUGACUGGAUGGAGGAGCAAUUCAAUUAUCCUCUCAACAAUGUCCACUUGCUGGGGUACAGUCUAGGCGCUCAUGCUGCUGGGAUCGCUGGGAGCCUAACCAAGAAGAAAGUGAACAGAAUCACUGGGCUGGAUCCAGCUGGUCCUACUUUUGAGUAUGCCGAUGCCCUCACUCGCCUCUCCCCGGAUGAUGCUGACUUUGUGGAUGUUCUACACACCUACACACGAGGCUCUCCGGACCGCAGCAUUGGGAUCCAGAAGCCUGUUGGACAUAUAGAUAUUUAUCCUAAUGGUGGUGGUUUCCAGCCAGGUUGUAACUUGGGAGAAGCACUUCGUCUGAUUGCUGAAAAAGGCUUUGCAGAUGUGGAUCAGCUGGUGAAAUGCUCUCAUGAACGAUCCAUCCAUCUUUUCAUUGACUCCCUUCUCUAUGAAGAAAAGCCCAGCAUGGCCUACCGCUGCAACACAAAGGAGGCCUUUGAGAAGGGUCUUUGCCUGAGCUGCCGGAAGAACCGCUGCAACAAUUUGGGUUACAAGGUCAACAGAGUGAGAACGAAGAGGAACACAAAAAUGUACUUGAAAACCCGUGCUCAGAUGCCUUAUAAAGUCUUUCACUACCAAGUCAAGAUCCAUUUCUUUGGAAAGACUAAUACAACCAAGACAAACCAGCCAUUCCUGAUCUCCCUCUAUGGCACUCUAGAUGAGAGUGAGAACAUUGCUUUCACACUGCCUGAAGUCUCCUCAAACAAGACUUUCUCCUUCCUGAUUUAUACAGAAGUGGACAUUGGUGACCUACUUAUGCUGAAGCUGCAGUGGGAGAAAGACACCUUCUUCAGCUGGACAGACUGGUGGACUCCUUUUGCAUUUGACAUCCAGAGAGUCAGAGUGAAGUCAGGAGAAACCCAGAAAAAGGUGGUAUUCUGUUCUCGAGAUGGCACUUCACGUCUCAGUAAGGGAGAAGAGGCAGCAAUAUUUGUGAAAUGCUUGGAGCAGCCUGUCAACAGGAAGAGAGGAGGUUCCAAGAAAGCCUCUAAAGAAAAUUCUGCUGAGGAAUCCGCUUAAGUGACAAGAAUGAAGAUUUUUCCAUACUGGGGAGGAGGAGAGUCUGUUCAUCCCUGUCAACUAGGUGUUCAGAACCAAAUAUAUAGAAAUAUUUAUCUGCUGCUGGGUUUUUGCCUGCUAUUCCUAGCUAUCUUAGGAGACUUCUUGUAAGGAAGUCUCGGCAUACAAAGUUACUAACCAUAAAUACAUUAUCCAAAUAGUUAAAAGCAAAGAAACCCACAAAACAACUAGCCAAAGGCUUGACUACUGGGAAAGAAUAAGUAAUUUUGCUUAAUCAUCGUGCCUUGUGACAAGGUUUCUUGACAUUACAUCCCCCUAUAGCAAUUCUCUGGUAUUUGUUGAAAAGAAGUAAAGCCCUGUACCUGGCUCUUCUUUCUUUUCAGGAGUCUUCCAGAAAUGGACACGUUUUUCUUCUGUCUUGGCUGACUGAAUUUUCAGACAGUUCAUUGGCUACAGUUCAUUAUCUUCCAUUGUGUGUAGUGAAUGAAUAGGUUACUUAUGUGAAGAGAAAGACUUGCUGUGUGUAUUACUAGAAGGUGUCAUGACUGACUUAUUAUGGGGAUGAAUUUUAUAGUUUGUGGUUAUGAAUGUGUUUUACUGGGGGUAGAUGCCAGUGCUGCUUAGCAAUAGGUAUGAUCUGUUAAGCUAUAUACUUCUGUGCAGCUUACCCUGGAAAAUACCUGUGUUCUAUACAGACAUUCAGCUUUUCACGUGUGCUUUCAUUCCUUGAAAACUAAACCAUCUAGGCUCCAACACUAUGAAUGAGGAACUGCAAAGAAAUUGAGCUACAAGAAACUGCAGGAAGCAUAUUUUUUUUUUCCCCCUACCACCUGCUUGCAUCCUGUAUGCUAAAACUACUACAGUUUCUCUACUCUUUGACCCCAAAUGUCAGUCAUGCUGCUGAAUGGCUGCUGUGUGCAGUCUUCAGUGUGAGUGGAUCCACUCGGCAGGUGAGAAGUGUGCUCAUGCUUCCCUGUACUGGAAUUGUGGCUUGCCAGUGGGCCACCUUGGAUGUUGCUUGACUGUGAUACAGUGCUAGAUGCUAGGAGCUGCUUGGUUUCUUGCCAAAAGGUGGAAUUCAGCAAGGAGCAGCAGCUGUGAGAGGAGCCUGAUUGUGUGAUGUAUAAGAAUGAAUGCUCUGAAAAACACUUGAAUUCAACAUACUGCAAGUUGUCAGAUAUGGAUAUGUUGAAGGCAUUUUGCUUCCCUUUAGUAAACAUGCAAUUUUUCUAGUGCUCUGAAAGGUUCAUAGCCCUCUUAGCUUUAUAGAAGAUUAAAAAAAAAAAAAAAUACUGGGGAGUCAGAAGAGCUAGACACUUGGAGAAGUGUGAUGUGAGCUAUUGAUGCUGGUUCUUGUAGACUUUACCUUGCAUGUCCAAGUGUGGAGGUGGUGUUUCCUCCAGUAUCCCAUCUUGAAAGCAAAACCAACAUGUAUGUGUUUGUGUGCACAGUUUGUGUUUUUUUUCCAGCUGUGGCUGCUAGUAUAUUUGGGGAUAAGUCUUAAACAGUGCAAUAGGUUAAAAUAUUAAUAAUUCUGAAACUGCUUACAUUUGAUUUCCUAACCCUUAAACUACAGCAUAGAUGUGAUGAGUCACUGAGGGUGGGGUUGAGCCACUGCAUUUGAGACCUCUAAAAAUAAAUAUAAUGAUUUAUUCCCUAUGGACUUCACGUUUUGUUGCAAUUUUCUAUUAAGAGUUUGCUCUUUAUACAGGAUCAAAUACAAACACAUACAGAACUUGGAUACAAAAUAGUGAAGAUUCUUGUACAUGAGGACACAUGAUUUAGCUUUGGAUGUUAUUUAUUAGCUGUAAAUAAGAUAUUUAUGUGUGUAUGUAAAGGUAGUUUGUAUAUAUUGCUAAAGUUGCUGACAAGUCUCUGCACUAAUACAGUUGUAGUAUUAAUCCUGUAUAUAGCUUUCAGAGAUUUUUAUCGACAAAUCGCACUGCAUUAUUUCCUAUGUGGUUAAUGCAUAUUUUUUAAAAAAGAGAGCUCCUCAGUUUUGUACAGAAUGGAAACCUAUAGUUUUAAUAAAAUUCUCAAACUUAUGCCAAAGUC